AGGAGUGUCUGGUGCCCCCGCCCCUCGCCCCUCGGAGCGAGUGACUGGGCGCCGAUGUCCCCUCCCUCCCUCCUCCCAUCCCCUCCCUCGCCCUCUCCCCGCCAGCGCCCGCUCGCUCCCUGCCCACUCCCGGGGGACGCUCCGUGCCGGCCGCCGCUUCUUUCACACUUUAGUUGGGAGCCGCGCCGCGCUCAGUGACUGGAGAGCUGGCCGCGCGCCGCCGCCUCCCGCACGCACGCACGCGGGCCGGCGCCGGGGCUUUGGGCUGGGACUCCGAGCCGCGGGGAGGGGGCCCGGACCUUGUGGGGAGCAGGAGGAAGAGGAGCAGGAGGGAGGAAGAGCGGAGGCGAGGAGGACUGGGGGGCGGGGGGCUCGCCACCUUCGGCCCCCCGCGAGCGCCCAAGGUGCACUCCUCUUGACCGACUCAACAGCGAGUUGAAUUUUCUUUGUGUUUAAAGAAGCAAACAAUGUCCUGGUGUCUGUAGAGAUGAUUUGCAGUUCAGCCCAGCUGAAGCUGACCGAAUGAGACUAUGGGCUGUGCCUCCGCCAAGCAUGUUGCCACUGUUCAAAAUGAAGAGGAAGCCCAGAAAGGGAAAAACUACCAGAACGGAGAUGUGUUUGGCGAUGAGUAUAGGAUCAAACCAGUGGAAGAGGUCAAAUACAUGAAAAAUGGGGCCGAAGAAGAGCAGAAGAUAGCAGCCAGGAACCAAGAAAACUUGGAAAAAAGUGCCAGCUCAAAUGUAAGACUUAAAACUAAUAAAGAGAUUCCUGGAUUAGUUCAUCAACCCAGAGCAAACAUGCACAUUUCUGAAAGCCAACAAGAAUUCUUCAGAAUGCUGGAUGAAAAAAUUGAAAAGGGUCGGGAUUACUGUUCUGAAGAAGAGGAUAUCACAUAGCACCAAUUCUAUCACUCAGACCAGAAGCAACUACUGUGUAAAUAGGUUACACCCCAGUUGAAAUCUUUGCAAAGGUCGGUUCUCUUCAACGAACAGCACUAUAGCAAAAGAAGAUCGUUUCAUAUCGUAUGCCCCAUUAAAUUACAGUGUUUCUUAAUGAACUUGCAAAGGAAUAUUGCUAAAAACAAACAAAAAACUGUUAUCGAACUUUCUUUGUUGCUGCUAGUUAAAACUUGUUGCAACUUUUCACUUCUCUUGUGUCCAGGUAUGCAGCAAAAUUCUGCAAUCUCACCUUAAAGAUACUAUUGGUUUUACAGAUGCUCUUCAACCUAUUUUCUAUAAGAUGAAGUAGUGGUGAACUCAGAUAUCAAACUUCUAUUCUAGACCAGUUCUGCUUCUAAGUCAAGCAUUUCUUUCCCUCUCUCUUUCCUCCCAAGCCAUCCAGAGACAGCCUGGGCCCUAUUUGUCACUGGCAUUGUUGAACUUUGGAAACGGGAUGGUUGCUUUGGCCAGCCUUGUUUCUCUGCUCUGAAGAAGUAGAGGAGCUAUUAUCAAUUAAAAGCAUGGUGUGACUUGACUCCUGGAAGUGACAUAGGAGCGAGCAGCAGGUUGUUCCGUCUAAUAGGUACCUUAAUCAAGGAUUAAGCUUGCAACAUUGGCUUUGCUCAGAUGCAGAUGGAAGUGUGAUUACAAUCAUUUUGAAUCCCUCUGCCACACUUUUUUUUCUAAAAAAUAAACAUUUUACUGUUUUUAUGUAUCUUUGUCUUCUCCCAUUCAUCCAGCUCAGUGUUUUAAGGUGAUCUUGGUUGUAGAAGUUGAGCCCUUCUUUGCAGUGACACUGAUGAGUGGCCUUAAGUGGCUCCCCACUCUUCCCUUAAUCUGCCAAGGUUCAGAAGGGCUGUGAAUGGUCAGAAAAGAUGAGGGAGCACCCUAUGACCUUUUAGGGGGAUCUGAAGCCACAAUGUCUUUCAUUUUGUUAGAAAAUAAAGCAUCCUGUUUUGUGAUUCUCUCCCUGCACUAUGCUACAUGAGCCUUGCCACUUCCUUCUCUUCUUACUUCCAGCACUGGAUAGUAUGGUGAAAAGCAUUUGCCUACCCAAAAAACAUGGGACAUUUACACUGGUGACGAUAUUUGGAGAUGUGAAAGCCAAAAGCCCCUGGCAGUGGUGGGGAAUGUUGACUGUGUGUUCAGUAGAGUUUAUUUUUCCAUGCUAUAUGAAGAGAAUGAUCUCUUCUCAAAGACAGAAGUAAUAUUUUUAACAAAUAUUGUCUUGCAAGUAAAUAGCAAUCAAAAGGAGAAAAUAACUUUUGUAUUUUUUUAACAUGUUUGAUAGCUUUGAUGAGGGUUCUUUUUGUUACUUCAGGGGAAGGCACCCUAUUAAAUGCCAUGCCAGCAGCCCAGGUUUGAGUUUGUCCCACAAAAAUACAGAAGGAGCCCUGCGUGUUUCUCUUUUUGGGUUGUGAACUUCAAGGGCCUCCAUUCCAUCAGCCGUACUACUACCUUUCAAAGGUGGGUAGUUAAGAAGGUGGGUGGUUAAGAUGUUGAGAGGGGAGGUUCUCAAGCUAUCACCUGCCACAAAAUGGGAUAAGGACCUAAAUGUGCUCUUGCCGAAAUGAACCUUGACUUUUAAAUCCAUCCACAAAAUUGGUGGCACCACUGACAUGCUAAAAGUGAGAUCCCUUAUCUCCUGUCAGACCUGGGGCAGCAAGAGUGAGGGGAAGGAGCUCAGUCAAGUGCUGUAGAAAAUGGACUCAAAUUUGUUAGCAACAAAAUCUCUUAAUUCUUGCAGCCAGCAGAAGCUAUUUUGGGGAGCAGCUGUGGUUGUUACAUAAAUAGAGAUGCAGCCAAAAUGUAAGGCUUUUUAUCCUGCUUCAGGCAGAAAAAUGCAGGAAGAGUCAAGUAGUCUAGGGUUUUAAGUUCCCUCCCCCUGUAUGGUUUUGGCCAAGUGAUGAAAAUAGUUUUUCUCAACUGUAAACGAACUGCUAAGCCCCACCUCAAACUUGUUCACUGGGGACUUUGUUCACUGUUAUGUGGAUGACCUUGUCCAGGAUCUCGUGUUCUUAUCGAGCAAGAAUGAAGCAAAUGUUAACGUCUUCCAUUUGACUACUCGGUGUCUCAGACAGUGUCUUCCCAGGCAGUCACCAUCCUCUACCCAGAGAUGAAACAUGCUCACAUCAUUUUCCUCACAGUCACGCUUAACAUUUUGACAUGUUACACGUGUACACAGAACCAAGUGUUUCUCAGGACCUGACUUUUGAGUGUUUAAUAAAACCAUAAGAGUUAUUCCCACAAACCAGCAGCUUUUCAUCUGGAGUUCUAUCUCCCGUGUUUAACACUGGAUACAUCUUUGCUGUGCAAAAGUGAUUUCCUCUUCAGACACUUUUCUAGAAACACAUCUGAGAAAUGGGGUGAUUGAGUGGGUUGGCAUGAAGUGCUUAAUUAUAUUAACACUCAAAGCUGUCUGUUUCCCAUUUGUUGGCUUUAAUCAUAAAGUUGUCAAGUGAUUUGUGUUUGUACUUUUUUUAAUACCUUCUGAAAGGAUCUAGGGCAAAAAUACCUUCCCCUUUUCUCACUCUGUGUAUCCAAACAUUAUGCAGAUUGUCUCAGAUGCAGUGAAAAGAAUACUCCAUUGUACACGCUGGUACAUUCUGCUAGUUGUCAUCUCUGUAGGACACAGUUGGAAGGAGGGAAGGAAGUCUGGUGAAUGGAGGAAGAAAAAUAGUGAGAAACAGACUAAGAAGCAGUCAGCAGAGAGGAUUGCUAUGCUGACUGUGUGCCAGGAUGACUGGAAAUCCAGCUGCCUGGUGGCCAGUGGGUGGGGCUGAGCUGCCAACAAGAUUUACAGCUGGAUUACAUAUGCCUUAUGUACUUUUAGUGGUAGAGUUGUAAAAGUUCAGCGGUGUGUGCACAGCUUUCUUUUGGUUGACAGAGAUUCAGGAUCAUGGAGUUCUGCACUCACAAUGCAAUACGUGUUCCUUACUGGCAGACAACCUUAAAAGAGGCUUUCACCUUCAAGAUUCCUCCUCGCCCCAGGCUUAUGCAGUGAGCAUAGAGUGGUGCUAUGGUCUAUUGAGGGACCAGGAAGGUACAAAGUCCAGUGACAGAAAACUAGAUCAGCCCUCAGAAACAGCGGAGCCACACAGCAACUGGGUGGGUGGCAGGUCUCUCCCUGUCUGCUGUGCCUGUGAUCUGAGACUGGCCUUGGAUGAUUCAAAUAUGAAAUGACCUGACCCCAAAGUGGCCUUGGUUCUUAACCCCUGUCUCUGCCCUAGCACCCGCCUGCUCCCUGGUGUCAAGUAAGAAAGCACCUCUGUGUCACAGACACACCCAGGCAUCGGAAGUGACCAGGCCAGCAAGCUGACGGUCCUAGCAGCAGGCCCAGGGAUGACAGAACCCACUUUGUGGUCCCAGUUGAUGUCAUCCAACUUUGAGUUAUAACUCUGUCUUCCUCCCAUCCUCAUCACUGCUUUUUUUCUAUUAAGACAAGACUGUCCUGUAAGCCUGCUGAAAACAGAAAUUAUACCUCUUAUGAAUUUUACCUCAGUAGCCUGUGAUGUAGGUUGGCCUAUUGAUUAUAAGUCCUACUUACCCAUUGGACAAGAAUUUAAAAGUGUUCCAUCUCUAUUAGUCAAGAAAUUUGGUUAAAUAUGUUGGUUUUGUAGGAAGAAAAAUUAAUUCUUAAUCCAGGAAAAUACUGACUCAGAAUCUUGGACUCUGGGACUCUAAUAUUUUCUUUAUGAAGAGCAAAACAACUGGUAUCUAAGGUUCUCUACCCCUCCCUCAAAAAAGAAAAAAAAGAGUAUUAGAUUGAACUCUGUAAUUUUACAUAAAAUCCACUUUCCAUCCUUUUCCUCCAGAAGGCAUUCUCAGAGCUUUAUUUCUUUGUACCUCUUAGAAAUUGGUCUUUUUGUUAAGUUGCUUAAAACCCCAGUAGAAAAAAAGGGGGACAUGGUUGGUGAAUAGGGAAUAUAUAUUUAAAGGCAUAAUGAAAACUUUGGCUUCCCAGUGUCAUGGGUGGAUUACUGGACCCCAGUGUGCCUAUAUAAAGCUGGAUAAGGCAAUUGGCUUUGAUACUGCAAAGAGCCCUACACUAAAUCUUCUGGAAUGUCAUGAACAAGGUCUGUGAAUUGCCUUCUGCCAAUGAACAGAUGUGUUUUUCCAAGGGGGAAAAAUGUCUUUGACUUCAGCAGUCACUUUUUUUAUACGUCUCUGGAAAAGGGUUACAAAGCUAUGGUACAAAAUGAGAUUUGUGAGUAAAUAUAUUUACCUUUGUGACAAUGUUGGGACUUAAUAAUGAUGCUGUGGUUUUCAGCAGACUCAUACUUUACCUGGGAUCAAGUCCAAUCUUGGAAGAAACAGGGGAAAAGAACUGAUGUUUAUUAUUUGUACUCUGUGCCAGCUACUGUCCAAGACAUUUUAUAAUUGUUUUGUGUAAUUCUCACAAUAGAUCUGCAAAGUGGAUUAUUACCCCUGUGUUCUAAAUAGUGUAUAUCUUAAGUGUUGAAUGCAUCUAUCCAACAAAAACAUCCAUGUGGAAUGAAGGAAAGAUGCCAUUCAAAUAUUUUCUAAUUUUUUAUUAUUAUUAUUAUUAAACAUUAUUAUUAUUACCAUGCCCCUUGCAACACUGUGAAAACACCCUCUGGGGUAACUACCAGGUUCUCUCCUUGGCUCCUCUUCGUUUUACAUGGAGAGUGUUUUAUCUGAUGAGCUGCACACAAACCAGGAGAGGCUGCAGUAGGACUUCUUCACUCAAAGGGAAAAGGUUUGGGGAAUUUAAUCACCUGGGUCUCCCACCCCUCGAGUCCUUUCAGUUUGGGGAAAGGAAGCUGGUACUUCUGCAGUUAGAUACUGAAUCAGGCUGCUGAUGGCUGUGAUUUCUUGCCUGCAUUUUUAAGGCUUGUGGUUUCAGCACAGGCUGGCUGCAUCUUUGUAAGGUUAGAAGCCUCCACCUGAAGCAAGGUUGAGAGAAUCUGAUCUCUGGAAGUGGAGGGCAAACAGUACCUAGACCUUUAAUCUCUAUUGAAAUCCUUUCUUGUGGCUAGAAUUGGAUAUUUCAUUUUGAUCACUGGGCUAAAGGUCUGUAUUUUCCUGGCUCAUUUUGAGCACAAAACUAAAUAGAAUCUCUUCAAGAUCUUAAAAAUUUUUGGAUAGUCAUGCAGUGACUUUGCUAGUCAUAUAAAUAACUUGAUCCAAAAUCAGAAGACCCCUGAGUUUUCUGUGCUUGCUUCUUAAGGCACAUUGUGUAGGAAAAAAAAAAAAAAAAAAGAUUCAUAUCUCCAUAGCAACUGUUUAAGGCGCUGCAUGGAAGGGACCCACAUUCACCCUAAUUUACUCAGCUUGAAUCAAAAGAAAAAUUGAAUAGAGGGGGUAAUAUGUUCAGUUUCCCUAUGAAAUCUGUUCCAAAGAUCAUGAUUAUUUGUAACCUGGCAACUUCCAAACUCCUUGAAGAUGAUGUAGGAAAUGGCUCUUACCUCUUGGAAGCCAGAAAAAUUACCCUAAUUCAGGAACACCUCCCCCAAUCUGAAGGUCCCAUAUUGCCUAUCAGAUAUUGAGUCAGAUAUUAUCUAUCUUCUGCACCCUGAAUUCACUCCUCUCCCCUUCCUAGGGGUUAUUUUUAGACCAAGGUUUUGAACUCGAUUAAGUCUUAGGGUACCAAGAACACCAUUUACUCAGCCAGAAUGCCUUAAGUGCCCCAGGGUUAAAAAUAGCAUUAGAACCUUGGGGAGCCACUUGGCCCAGACCCAGCAGUAAGAGAGCAGCCCUGGUGUCCAGGCAUUUCAAUCUAGCCUUCAGAGAAUCAUCUCUCUUCACAGGCAAGUGAGCAAGGGAAGUUUGGCAGAAGAUUCUAAGCCAGAUUUUCCAUUCAAAACAAGAUGUAAAUUCAUAAAAAUUACUAUUUUCCUGAACCAGGCAGCUGAAUUAUUAGGACUUCAAAUUCGGAUCCAUUUUCAACACACACAAACACACACACACACACACAUGCAGUGGCUAAAGAGAAUAUAAAUACUUUAUCAUCCACAGACUUGAAGAAAGGGUUAUAUUUUGCCUUUCUGCAAACUCUAUAAUAAUAUAGUAACUAUAAUAAUACCACAAGAGGAAAAGCUAGUGAUUGCUCUUGCAAAGGUCUGAGUUAGACACAUGUGGGAACAUUGGGCCUGCUGCUGUUCUUGCCAGCACAAGGCCUUCUUGCCAGAUGUUCACAUUUGUGUGACUCCCUUGGGACUCUUGCUGGGUAUUGUGCUCAUGUCCUUCUUCAGCGUGCACUGCACAAAGGACACAUCCCUGAGGGUGCAUGCCAGGUCCAGCCACAUACAGCCAUAUUGUUGUUUGCACACUCCUCCACUCGUCCAUGUGGCCCAGACUGGCAUUUCAUUAGCUCCCCUGGAAUACUUUGACAUCAGUGCAUGGAACUGGGGUCCUUUCAUCUAGGUUGUCCCAGGUGUAGCAUUUUUAGCACUGCCCUUCCCAGUCUUGAGGACUCAUUCAAACAACAGACCAUUUAUGGACACCUGGUACACUUUAGGUACUGAGCUCAUCAUCAGCAAUACACCGUUGAACCAAACAUAGCUCCCACCUUCAUUAGGGGCCUACCAGUAGUGAGGGGACAGGCCCUGAAGGGCCACUGUAGGGAAGUGCCCUGGGUGCUGUGGUAGGAGCAUUUUGUAGAGGCAGCCAGCACAGCUCUGGGAAUCAGGCCUCCAGAAAGCAGUGCCAUCAAAGCCCACCUUUGUCAGAGAACUGAAGGAGCAUUGCAAACAGCCUUCCAGGGUGAAGGGACAGCAGGGAUAGUGAGCACUGCCCAGGGCCAGCAUGCAGAGGGGGGCUGGCGCUCAGAGGUGACGAGGGAGGAGGGGAGAGCAAGAGGCAAGGACAGGGCAGUGAGCUGAGGCAGCCACAGAGGGCUCUGAGGUUUUGCUGUGCAUUCAGGGUGCAUAAAGAAGAGCUUCAGGCUCUGCUCUGCCCUGUGCAGUCCACGGCACGGGUCCCUCAGACCUAUGUGUAGUCACCCUCAGGCCCGGGCUGCCCUCCUCUCUGGGAAUGCACAGUAGCUUGCUGAGAUGAUGUAUUCCUGUCUUCUGGCCCCUCCCCACGCCAGCUCCUCUUCCUGUCUCCAAAGCUGUUUAAGUUCAAGGGCUUGAGCCUCGACUGGAUGUGGUUCAGAGUCAGAUGGAGGACAGUGCUGGGUCAUCCUGACCUGACCUGACUUUAUAGAACUAAAAAUACCUCCUGGGGCCAGCUGGCCUGUACCCAGGGAUGAGGGUGUACCCUAAACACACAGGAAGUGGCAGAAGGCUUCUGAUGCUAACCAGAGGCAGCUGCCCUCUGGGGGAGGUGACAUGCCACCUGUUGCACACCUGAGUCCCGCAAAGAAAGCAGACAGUUUAAACCCUUAAAAGCACAGAUGAACUGCAUACAAGUGGAAAAUACCCACAAGCGUAGAUAGUUGCUGAGGACCUCGUGAGUACUGUCAGAGCUCAGCUAGGGUGAGCCAGGGAAAGCCUCAAGACAGCAGACUCCCUCUAUAAAAAACAAUUUGCAGUGCCUUUUAGGUUUUCCAAAGAGCAAAGUGGGGAUUUUCUUUGUUUGUUGUUUUGUUUUGCUUGUUUUUGUUUUCCUGAAAAAAAAAAAAAAACUUUUAGGCAGAAGCAGAGUUAGAUGCAUCAGAAUACUAGCUGUAAGUCAGCACAGUCUCUAGAAACCCAAGAAAUGGCUCAAAUGGGAGACAGUUCCUCUGAGAGGCUGGAGGAAUUUGAGGCUGGAGCAGUUUUCCCAGUUGAGUGGCUCUGGACCUCUGCUCAGGGGUCCCAGGCGAGCCCUGCUGCUCCUUGGGGCUGGCCUCUUUGGCAAGACCCCAGCAACACUGGCCUCCCCACCCUCAGAAUGAUUCUGCCCAACACGCUUUCUUUUCCCAGAUAGUCCUCUGGCUCCUCACUAAAGAGUUUUUAAUUCUGGGUCUUGUGAUUCUUAGUCAAGUGUCCCCCAGGGCUAGGUCUAGGCAUACACAUUAGAAUUCCGCCCAUGGCAGACUUAAUGCUGGAAACCAAGAGUCUUUGGUCUCACUCACCCACUUUAAAUUUAGGGCACCAUCUCCCCAUUUUAUUUCCUGGCACACUUCCCACUCACCUUCAUCUCAUUGCCAGGAAAGGAUCAAAUUGCCUCCAUGCCAGUUGUCACUGGCUGCAUAUUUGCUGCUCUUCCCGAGGUAUUUGCAUUUUAUUUAGGAACAGGACCUUACAUUCAAGGAAAAUCUAGCAGCAGGACUAGGAGUCAUCAGCUCUCAGUAGGGUCUGGCAGGUAUCCUGGGCCUUGCGCAUCUGAGCACCUCCAAAUUCGUUCUGAGUGGGCAAGAGAGGCUGUAAGGCAGGCCCCCACACACACACUGCUGCCCGUGAACUCUAAAGCAGUGGGUGCCCAUCUGUUUCCACUGCACAUGGCCAUCAGCAAAACCUUUGUGAGAUGCACCCUCCUGGAUGCUCAUUGAUUUGCUUAAAGCAUAUAUCCAUUUACUCUUACAGUAAUCUUUAGCACAUUAGAAAGAGGAGUACACAGCAUAGAAAUUUCAAAUGACUAAGACCCAAGCCAUUAUAAAUAGGUUCUAAUAUUUUCUCUCUGAACUCCUGAGGGUGACUUUGGGUACCUCUUGGUCAACUCCUGGUCAAAAUCACAUAGAACAGCACUGCUUCUGUGCAAAUCAGCACCUCGAUGGCAUCCCCAACCACUGUGUGGCCCUGGGCCUGUGGAAUAAGAAAACCCUAAGGCAGAAUCCCUGGGAGCUUCUGAACUGGGAAAUGAGGCAAAAGAACUCACAACUACAUGAAUUUUAAGUAAUUCAGAACCCCAGCAGAUGAGCUGUCCCAAGACAGUAGUGGCUACAGGUGCUAAGACCAGGUCAGAUCCACAUACACAGCCAUGGGAUUGUUCUUCCCUCUCUGGGUCUCCAGAAAAAGGGCAUUGGCAAUAUCCCCAGCUCUCUCCUGAUUGGAAUUCUGUGAACCCUCAAAGUGCUUCACCAGUGCUACUCCCCAUGGCACCAUGGACCCAUGUGGCUUGAAUAUUAUUUUUGAUUUGACCACCAAGAUGUUAUAGUGAUGAUUCUGUUCCAUUUUGAAAAGGGUCUGAGAAAGUGUACAGGUCUAAUUAUAUAUACAUAUUUAUACAUGUGUAUUUUUGUUUAUUGUUACAUUUUGACAUUGGACUUUCUAUUAAAUAAUUUUUAACAGUUGA
This is a messenger RNA of Heterocephalus glaber (naked mole-rat), 10121 nucleotides long. It is a transcript of the gene CUNH1orf21, whose product is annotated as chromosome unknown C1orf21 homolog. The record is from RefSeq and is a predicted model, not a curated record. Lineage: Eukaryota; Metazoa; Chordata; Mammalia; Rodentia; Bathyergidae.